AUGGCGGCGGAGGGAGGAGGGAAGGAGAUGAACGAGAUUAAGACCCAGUUCACUACCCGGGAGGGGCUGUACAAGCUGCUGAGCCACUCGGAGUACAGCCGGCCUAACCGGGUGCCCUUCAACUCGCAGGGCUCUAACCCGGUCCGCGUUUCCUUCGUUAACGUCAACGACCAGAGCGGCAACGGGGACCGGCUCUGCUUUAAUGUGGGCCGGGAGCUCUACUUUUACAUCUACAAGGGGGUCCGCAAGGUAUUGGGGCUUUACGGCCGCGCUAGUCCGCCAGCUGCCACUGGAGCUGCGGACUUGAGUAAACCAAUAGAUAAAAGGAUAUACAAAGGAACACAACCUACAUGCCAUGACUUCAAUCACUUAACAGCCACAGCAGAAAGUGUGUCUCUUCUAGUGGGCUUCUCUGCAGGCCAGGUCCAACUUAUAGACCCGAUUAAAAAAGAAACUAGCAAAUUAUUUAAUGAGGAAAGACUAAUAGACAAGUCCAGAGUAACCUGUGUAAAAUGGGUACCAGGUUCGGAAAGCCUUUUCCUAGUAGCUCAUUCGAGUGGCAAUAUGUACUUGUAUAACGUGGAGCACACUUGUGGUACCACAGCCCCGCACUACCAGCUUCUUAAACAAGGAGAAAGUUUUGCAGUUCACACUUGCAAGAGUAAAUCCACAAGAAACCCUCUGCUUAAAUGGACAGUAGGUGAGGGUGCCCUGAAUGAGUUUGCCUUUUCCCCAGAUGGGAAGUUCUUGGCGUGUGUGAGCCAGGAUGGUUUUCUUCGUGUGUUUAACUUUGAUUCGGUGGAAUUGCAUGGUACAAUGAAAAGCUACUUUGGAGGACUGCUCUGUGUGUGUUGGAGUCCUGAUGGGAAAUACAUAGUGACAGGUGGAGAGGAUGACUUGGUAACAGUUUGGUCUUUCGUGGACUGUCGAGUAAUAGCAAGAGGCCACGGACAUAAAUCGUGGGUCAGUGUUGUUGCGUUUGAUCCAUAUACCACUAGUGUAGAAGAGAGUGACCCGAUGGAAUUUAGCGGAAGUGAUGAGGAUUUUCAAGACCUUCAUUUUGGCAGAGAUCGAGCAAAUAGUACGCAAUCUAGGCUAUCCAAAAGGAACUCUACAGACAGUCGUCCAGUAAGUGUUACAUAUAGAUUUGGUUCAGUAGGCCAGGACACACAGCUCUGUUUGUGGGAUCUUACAGAAGAUAUCCUUUUCCCCCACCAACCUCUCUCAAGAGCAAGGACACAUACAAAUGUCAUGAAUGCCACAAGUCCACCUGCUGGAAGUGGUGGAACUAACCCAGGAAGUAAUGGAAACAGUAUCACAACACCUGGAAACUCUGUACCCCCUCCUCUUCCACGGUCAAACAGCCUUCCACACUCUGCAGUCUCAAAUGCUGGCAGUAAAAGCAGUGUCAUGGAUGGUGCCAUUGCUUCUGGUGUUAGUAAAUUUGCAACCUUAUCGCUACACGAUCGGAAGGAAAGACACCAUGAAAAAGAUCACAAGAGAAAUCAUAGCAUGGGACAUAUAUCUAGCAAGAGCAGUGACAAACUGAACCUAGUUACUAAAACCAAAACGGACCCAGCUAAAACUUUGGGAACACCUCUCUGUCCCCGAAUGGAAGAUGUUCCCUUGUUAGAGCCUCUUAUCUGUAAAAAGAUAGCACAUGAAAGACUGACUGUGUUAAUUUUUCUUGAAGACUGUAUAGUCACUGCUUGUCAGGAGGGAUUUAUUUGCACAUGGGCAAGGCCUGGUAAAGUGGUAAGUUUUAAUCCUUAA
This is a messenger RNA of Indicator indicator, 1773 nucleotides long. RefSeq names its product WD repeat domain 20 (gene WDR20). The record is from RefSeq and is a predicted model, not a curated record. The transcript is spliced from 4 exons. Gene Ontology annotation, molecular function: protein binding. The coding region runs from base 1 to 1773 and encodes 590 amino acids. Lineage: Eukaryota; Metazoa; Chordata; Aves; Piciformes; Indicatoridae.